AGUGAGUUGGAAAAAGUAACAGAAUGGAGGGACAUGAGAAUGGUGGAAAGUUGGAAAUUGUGGCAAUAAUGAGUGUGCCACCACUAAAGGUGACUGAACCAAGGCGAGUUCGGAAAGUUUUGGUGAGUGAAGAGCACAGAAGAACCAUCGAGGGGUGCUACCAAACAGUGUUGUACUAUGAGAAGUUGAAGGAGGAAGAGCAUGGUUGGUCUUUGGCUGGUUGGAUUGUGGAGUCACUGGCAAUGGUUCUUUUGGAUUACCCUUUACUUGCUGGGCGUCUCCAAAGAAGAGAGGUUGGUGAUGAGACAGAAUUGGAAAUUGUGUCCAAUGAUUCUGGGAUUCGACUCUUGGAAGCUCGUUUCCCAACCAGCUUGCCAGAGUUUCUUGCUUUGAAUCAAAAGGAACAUCUUGAGGCUGAGCUUGUCUUUUGGAAGGAAAUUGAUGCCCACUCUCCUAAUUUCUCUCCCCUCUUUUAUGUUCAGGUGACAAACUUCGAAUGUGGAGGAUAUUCGAUUGGCAUUAGCUGCAGCGUCUUAUUGGCAGAGGCAUUGUUAGUGGAGAACUUUCUUGAGAAAUGGGCACAAAUACACAACAAAAUGUCAACCAAAAAUGAAGAAAUAAAGACACCCAUAUUUUACCAUCCUCGUCUUAAAACUCCCGAGUCUCUUCCAUCCGACAUAAUCACACGCACAAAAAGCAAAAACGGGGUUCAAAACAUGGUAUUCAAAAUCACUUUCGAGGAUGUCAAUUUCCAGAAGGAAUUGUGGAGGGAAUUGGCCAUGCUUUGUGUUGAGGACGCAGAAAAAAAGCUAAGCACCAACAUGGGUUCGGGUUUUUCUUUGGUCGUGAAAGAAUCAUCGGAUGUGAUAAAGGUAGAAAGUUGCUCCAAGAAUGGAUGGAGUGUGAAGGGAUUGAGACUCAAACACCAAAUCACUGGAACCACAUGGAACCAUUUUGGAGUUUAUGAGGUUGCAUUUACUGAAGGAAACAAACCCGUCCACGUGUCAUGCUGGAUUGGAUCAGUUGCUGAUGGACAUGUUAUGGCAGUUCCAUGCCUCAAGGAGAAUGCAUGUGGUGGUGUCAUUGUAGUUUCACCCCCUCCUUUUCAUUAGUAAUUCUAAAGCCUACAAUGCCUUUGAGUUCUAAUCAUGUUUUAACGCACCGGAGAUCGAGUCCCCAUUGUAUAAGGUUUAAUAAAUU
This is a messenger RNA of Abrus precatorius (Indian licorice), 1200 nucleotides long. RefSeq names its product deacetylvindoline O-acetyltransferase-like. The transcript is spliced from 2 exons. The record is from RefSeq and is a predicted model, not a curated record. Bases 24 to 1112 code for a protein of 362 amino acids. Gene Ontology annotation, molecular function: acyltransferase activity, transferring groups other than amino-acyl groups. NCBI's taxonomy places the organism in Eukaryota, Viridiplantae, Streptophyta, Magnoliopsida, Fabales, Fabaceae.